UAAGAACCUAAAAACAUACCAUGAAUGACAGAUAUGAAUUUCAAUUUAAUGAAACACUCAAAACUCAAAAAAUAAAAAUAAAUUGAAUUAACAAUUACCUUAAAGUUUGGGCACCCUCAGAACAACCUAUUUGAAUUCUCCACUGUUCCAGACUUGUAUAUUAUUGCAUAUAGCUAACAGUUACACUUGGGAGUGAUUUUAUUGCUAAAGUCUCUUCCAUGUGUUGAGUCACCCCUAUAAUUCCAACCGCUGCCUUCAUUCCUUCCCUUUGGCGCUUCGAGCUUCUGGAGUUUUCGGUUCUAUUCAUUCUGCGUUGUGCUAAGCUUUUGUUUCAGGGUAAAUAAUUGGAGAUUUUGGACAAUUAGGGUUUGGGACAUGCUAAAAUCAAACAACAUUCAAGAAUCAAUUUGUCCUCAUCAUUUAGAGUAAUUCUAAUGUGACAUUUAACGGACAUCUCAAUCACAUUAACAGUUCAUGUCAGAGGUGCCGUUAGUCUUACUAACAAAAAGAUGUAACGUAUUCACACUUCAUUUUCUGGAAAAUCUAAUUGUUACUUUUUCUUUCUUUAGGAUCUAACUUGUCCAAACGCGAAAUCCUCAUAGACCUAUUUGUCACCUUACUCAAACUUAAAAAUUGUCACCGGCCAAAGUUCUUUAGGCACGAGGUAAUUGCUUCCAUUUCACUCUCAAAUCCUUCUCACAAGUGUACCACACAUUUACGAGAGUUGUCCAAUUUCAACAUUAACCGCACUAAGUACAAAGUGUCUUUUUCUACUAGACAUUUUUAGAUGUUUCCAAUGUUAUCCUUUAUGUCUUGAAAGAUGAUAAGAAAUUGAGAUUAUAAAAUAUGAGCUUUCUAUAUGUCUAGCAUACCAUAUUAUCAUGUCAACGGAAAGCAAGUUGCAGUUUUGUUGAUAUAGGACAUGCAACUCAUACUCAUCACUUGUAUUGAAUCCAGCUUUUAGGUAGACAACAUAUGUAUCCAUCAAGUAUUAAUAUCCUACUGUUGAGUGUUUGAGGAAAACAACAACAUCGGUUUUCCAAUUAUUUCUGUUGGAUUCGGCAAAGAGCAUCAAAGCAGUUAAAACAUCUUUCAAACUUGAGGAAACAAUGUCAGGAAUGGAAAUUUGGCCAGCCGAAGACGAGUCUAGUGAGUCUCUACCACCAUUCAAUAACAGGAGUGGCUACGAUUCGAGAACUGGCAUCUACCACUCUCUUGUUAGACUUGGCACCAAGCAUGAGAUCCCAACAAAGCCUGAUCUCAAUGUUGCCCAUCUCGUGCUAUCGCAGUUCCCACAAGGAGACCUUGCAGAGGCAAGAAUAGCAUUCGUUGAUGCAGCAACUGAUAAGAGUUUGAGUUAUGGCGAGCUACGCAGAUCAGUAUACUCCCUUGCAUCAGCCUUGUUCCAUGGACUUGGGGUUAGGAAAGGGGAUGUGCUGUUUCUCCUAUCCCCUAACUCAAUCCUGUUCCCAACCAUAUGUCUAGCCGUGUUAUCAAUUGGUGCAGUUCUUACCACUGCCAACCCUCUUAAUACCGAGUCAGAAAUUGCCAAGCAGGUACGCGACUCAGGUUCUAAACUAGCCAUCUCAGCACCGGAGGAGCUACACAAAUUGGUCUCAACUGGGGUGCCUACAAUGCUCACAUAUUGUCCAUCUAACAGCGGAAUGCUAUCAGUUGAAGAGUUGAUAGAAGGCUGCUCUUGUUCUCUGGAGUUGCCGCAGGUUACUGUGGUUCAAUCAGACCCUGCUGCUAUACUUUACUCCUCAGGGACUACUGGGGUAAGUAAAGGUGUAGUUUUGACACACCAGAAUCUCAUUUCCACACUGAAACUUCUCUUCUGGUCUGUUGAUGUAAGUGCAUCUUCAGAUGAUGUCUUCUUGGCCUUCAUUCCGAUGUUUCAUGUAUACGGCCUGGUUUUCUUUGGAUUAGGAAUGCUGUGUGUUGGUGUUAAAAUAAUUGUGAUGCAGAAAUUUGACUUCCAAGCUAUGCUUCUUGCUAUUCAGAAGCACAAAGUUAAUAACUUACCGGCAGUGCCGCCAGUGAUCCUUGCUCUAGUGAAAUAUGCAAGCAAAGCUGGUUGUGACUUGUCCAGCCUCCGAAGGACGGGUACAGGUGCUGCGCCUUUGAGUAAGGAAGUGUCACGGGAGUUCAGAAAAAUGUUUCCAUGGGUUGAACUAAGGCAAGGUUAUGGCCUAACAGAAAGCUCAGCUGCAGCUACCUUUCUUGUGUCAGACAGGGAUGCUAAAGCUCGGCCAGACUCAUGCGGCCAGUUGCUUCCAACCUUUUGUGCAAAGGUCGUAGACAUUGAUACCGGAAAGCCUUUGCCUCCUCAAAAGAAAGGAGAGCUGUGGCUGAAAAGUACUACUAUUAUGAAAGAGUAUCUGGGAAAUUCGGAGGCAACAACCCUAACAGUUGAUUCAGAUGGCUGGCUGAAGACAGGUGAUCUCAGUUACAUUGAUGAAAGUGGAUUUGUUUAUAUAGUUGAACGGAUAAAGGAGCUGAUCAAGCACAAUGGAUAUCAGGUGGCUCCUGCAGAACUGGAGUCUUUAUUGCUAAGCCAUCCCCUUAUUGUUGAUGCAGCUGUUAUACCAGUUGAAGAUGAAGCAACUGGACAGAUACCAAUGGCCUAUGUUGUGAGAGCAGCUGGUUCUGAACUCUCAGAAGACCAAGUCAUUCAAUAUGUUGCAGGCCAGGUGGCUCCAUAUAAGAAAGUGAGAAGGGUGAGUUUCAUUGAAACUAUUCCAAGGUCAGCAGCUGGCAAGAUAUUGCGCAAGGACCUCGUUUCUCUAAGCAGACAACAACUUGUCUCCAAGUUAUGAGUAACCCAGGCAUAUAUGGUAGUGCUAUGGAAUGUUUGUGUUGUCUCUGGAUGGUGAAGGAAGUUCAAAACCCAAGUCACCCUAUUACAAUUGGAACAUGGGGAAUGAUCAUCUCCUUUUGGUGUUUACCUUUCUACCUUUUCUUUUUUUCUACCUGGUGCACAUGGUGGGGUCAUCAGUUGUCAUAAGAAGUUGUUUAUUCAAGCCUAGAGAAAUAUGGAUUUUGUGGAAUUUGAAAGCAUAGCUGUGAUAGUUUUGAACUUGUUCAUCUACUAGGAAACCAGAUAAAUCAAGGAAGCAAAGAAUUUAACUUUGUUACUCAAAAUAAAUCAUGUCCUUAAGAUCUUAUCGUGCCAUUUAUGAACUUUGUAUGGCUGUGUUGCCUUUUGAGAUUUUGUUUGCCAGUAGUAUUAGUACUACCGAAGAAUUUAGUUUGUAUAUGCUGUGGCUAAUUACCUCCUAUUCCCAAAGCUGCAAAAAAUUUCACUACAAAACCACUCCAAGUCCUAUAUAAAUUCCUCCUCUUUGAUCAGAAAGCAUGUUAUGAAAUUUUAACUUUUCAUUUUGUAUGGACGCCAAGAUAUGUACAAUAUUUUCCUAUCUUAUCCUAUAAUACAGUCAUAAAAUUAAAACGGUAAUGGAGAUAAUAUCACUAUAAUACAAUCAUAUAGGAAUGGUGGCUGCUAAAAAGAAAAAGAGAAAAAA
This is a messenger RNA of Arachis ipaensis, 3524 nucleotides long. Its product is annotated as beta-phenylalanine coenzyme A ligase-like. NCBI's taxonomy places the organism in Eukaryota, Viridiplantae, Streptophyta, Magnoliopsida, Fabales, Fabaceae. Gene Ontology annotation, molecular function: CoA-ligase activity. The record is from RefSeq and is a predicted model, not a curated record.